Molecule: messenger RNA, 1746 nt
Organism: Lachancea fermentati
Lineage: Eukaryota; Fungi; Ascomycota; Saccharomycetes; Saccharomycetales; Saccharomycetaceae
Source: the annotation of a GenBank genome assembly
AUGUCGAAGCUAGUUCCUAUUAUCAGCCCUAGUCUAUCACUAAGGGCACUCGAUGAAACAGAUAAAGAAAAGGUCUACCAAUCGAGUUUAGACCAUGAAAAGGGAGAAACUUUCGAUGUGUCCGGCAGAGAAAUCAUUUCUUCUACAAAUGAAAAGAAGGCACACUUGCUUCCGCUGCAAGCUUACACUCACUAUGCAAGUAUACAGCGCGAGUAUGAAAAAGCAAAUGACUUGGAUACAUUAUACGCUGUUCAGAGGGAGCAAAUGUACACAGAUCCCCACAGCAACGUAUCCCACUCCAAGCUGGAUUCACAGCGAAUGCUACGCAUGGCGAAGGCAUAUUCGGUAUUUUUCUUAAUUACAACAGAUAUUCUAGGGCCAUCUAAUGCUCCUUAUGCUGUUGCCCAGAUGGGAUGGGUACCAGGUGUGAUUUUAUACGUAUUAUUUGGUGUUGCUGCUGCAUUUGGAGGUUGGUUGUUGAAUUACUGCUUUUGCAAGGUUGAUUCGAACAAUUAUCCAAUUCGUACGUUCUCCGAUCUAGCUGCACGUGUUGUAGCACCCUGGUUUAGGUAUCCAUUUGCACUUUUGCAAUUCAUUCAAAUGAUAUUGAAUUGUGGGUUAUUACUCCUAUCCACAGCUCAAUCGGUGUCACAGAUGCUUGUGGUUAACAGAGGUGGAGAUCAUUUCUGCUUCACCGUUGACAUUUUAGUUUGGGGCCUCUUAUGUAUGAUAAUUGGGCAGAUCAGCUCCUUAGGCAAGUUUGCACAUAUUGCAAAUUCUGCCGUGUGGAUGAACAUCGCUACCUGUAUCAUCACAAUGGUAGGUGUGGCUGUCGGGGGACCAUAUUAUGGAAUCUUUGAACAGUAUGGUCAAGCGCCUCCAUAUUUUGAGACUGGGACUUUCAACCCAUUGCCAAUUAAACAAUACGCUAUUACACCAGGUACUAUCAGUGAUCGUAUUUCGGGUAUGAACAAUAUGGUAUUCGCCUGGGGUGGUGCCACUAUUUUUUGUGAAGUUAUGGCGGAAAUGAGGCGUCCGAUGGACUUUUGGAAAGGAAUGCUGUGCGCCCAAUCUCUUAUUUUAGUGGUAUACCUCUUUUAUGGACUCUUCGUGUACGCAUACAAUGGACAAUUUAGUUAUGUGACCGCAAACCAGGCCAUUGGUUCGGUUGGAUUGCAGAAUGCUGGUAAUGUGCUAACCAUCAUAUCAGGAAUUAUCGCUAUGGUAUUGUACGGGAACAUAGGUAUCAAGGUCAUUUACCAAGGCUUUUUGGUUACGGACUUUAAAUUUCCAUCUCUUACCUCGCGUAAAGGUACAUUUGCAUGGGGAGGUUUUGUUGUUGUCUACUGGGCAGUUGCUUAUAUUUUGGGUACUGCGAUCCCAUCAAUCAGUGCUUUGGUGGGGAUUGUUGGUGCUUUCUGUAUUCUCAACUUUUCUUACACAUUCCCAUUCCUAUUUGGCCUUUGCCUGAUGUGUCGACAAGAUGCAGCGGUGGCAGACCAUUUUGAUUCAAAAAGUAUGAGCGUAGAGAAAGCCGACUCAUAUUUACGUAACUGGUCAAGAUGGAAGCGUGCUUUCGGCUAUGGUGGCACCUACCGGACCUUGAUAAAAGGAUCACUCUUCUUACUUUUCCUCGCUUCGCUCGCUACAUGUGGAUUAUGCUCUUACUCGGCAAUUUCAGGAGCUAUAGCUGUGUACCAGACCAAUCCUGCCCAGCCAUUUACCUGUACCUCUCCAGUAGGAUAA